Rhizopus microsporus ATCC 52813 is the source of this 618-nucleotide messenger RNA. RefSeq lists its product as uncharacterized. Bases 1 to 525 code for a protein of 174 amino acids. The transcript is spliced from 2 exons. Gene Ontology annotation, molecular function: heme binding; ubiquinone binding. The record is from RefSeq and is a predicted model, not a curated record. Lineage: Eukaryota; Fungi; Mucoromycota; Mucoromycetes; Mucorales; Rhizopodaceae. Gene Ontology annotation, biological process: tricarboxylic acid cycle; mitochondrial electron transport, succinate to ubiquinone. Gene Ontology annotation, cellular component: membrane; mitochondrial envelope.
AUGGCCCUUAGAUCUCUGCCAAAGUCCCUGAAACUUGCCUCAGCUCAUUCACGCAUUUAUACUGCACCUUCUUUGUUUCAGUUAAAAAAGCAAUAUUCAGCAACAACAGAAGCUACCACAGAAGCUACUACAAAAUCCACACCACCUGAAACAGAAAGUAAUCAAGACAAGACGAUAAAAGAGAAAAAAGAAGAGAAAGAGAUUGGAUAUGCAUAUGGUGCUCAUCACUGGAAUAUGGAACGAGGAGCAGCUGUGGCAUUAAUCCCAUUGAUUAGCACUCAAUUAGUUUACGGCGCUCAUCCUAUUGUCGAUGGCCUAUUUGGCGUUGUUUUACCAUAUCAUGUAUACCUUGGAUUUGAAUCAUGUAUUAUAGAUUACAUCCCAAAGAGAGAAUAUCCUAGACUUCACAAAGCGGCGAAAUGGUCUUUGGGAACUGCAACAGGCUUAGUGAUGUGGGGAUGCUAUGAGUUUAAUACGAAUGAUAUUGGAAUUACUGAAUUUAUGCAAAGGCUUUUUGCGGCCUAAGUUAAUGAAAAUAAUAACAAUAGAGUCUAUUUUUUUUUUCUCCCUUGUAAAAUUCGGUCAAAGAUAUUUAAUAAAAAAAUACAAAAGAUGGGC